AUGAUACAUUUUGCGCGAUGGAUGGUGCCCGGCAACGGAAAGCCGCUGGCUGAUGCCCGGCAACGGCCUCCCGUUCAACACAAGAAACCUCCACGGAAACCGCAAUAUCCGCAAGCUGAAGAUAUAUGGUUCCUCGAAACAUCUGGUCGGCGGAAACUGAAGGCCAGAGAAGCCUGCAGCAUCGAGUCAGCCUGCCUGCACAAUAGCAACUACACCGUGCAUCUACUUUCCGUCGGAAACAUCAACUCCUCUUACUGUCCUUACCAUCGCGUGCUUUCGAAGCUGCCCAAUUUUCGGUCGGCCGCGCUCAGCGCGAGCACCGAACUGGCGGGGACUCCGUUGUCCCACUUGUACGCGAAAGGCGGACCACUGCACCGGAGCCCUUUCUUUACGGAACACCUGAGCGACUUUCUUCGUUACGCCGUGAUUUGGAAGCGUGGCGGCGUUUACUUGGAUACGGACGUGAUAGUUCUCAGGUCACUGAAAGGAUUACAAAACAGCAUUGUUUACGAGGUCGAUGGCAGACACGUGGCUAACGGCCUGCUCUUCUUCUCGAAGAAUCAUCCCGUUAUUGGAGCGAUUAUGCUUACGUGUUCACGCCAGUACCAAGCCGGAUGGUGGUCUACUUGCGGGCCUUGGUUGACGUCACAUCUACCUAAUCUCCCCGAAAUCUCUCGGUUCGUAAACUUUCUUCCAUCGUGGACGUUCUUAAAGUCUAAAUUCGACGACUGGCGAUGGUUCUUUGACCCCACAAAGGCCCAAAGCCUGCUAAGGGUGGUAAACAGCAGCUACGGCGCCCACUUUUGGAAUCGGGUGAGCAAGCAUACGAUUGUUAUGACCGGAUCUGGCAGCGCGAUGGACCUCCUGGCUCGUGCCCACUGCCCUGCGGUGUACAGUUUAGCCUCUUCUGUGGGAUACCUGUAA
Molecule: messenger RNA, 924 nt
Organism: Rhipicephalus sanguineus (brown dog tick)
Lineage: Eukaryota; Metazoa; Arthropoda; Arachnida; Ixodida; Ixodidae
Product: lactosylceramide 4-alpha-galactosyltransferase-like
Exons: 2
Coding region: 1-924 (307 amino acids)
Biological process (GO): glycosphingolipid biosynthetic process
Molecular function (GO): hexosyltransferase activity
Source: RefSeq, a predicted model, not a curated record